Molecule: messenger RNA, 1020 nt
Organism: Dreissena polymorpha
Lineage: Eukaryota; Metazoa; Mollusca; Bivalvia; Myida; Dreissenidae
Exons: 1
Coding region: 1-1020 (339 amino acids)
Biological process (GO): RNA processing
Molecular function (GO): protein binding; RNA nuclease activity; RNA binding
Source: RefSeq, a predicted model, not a curated record
AUGAACGUCUUCAACCUAAUAUCUGAGGGCGGAUUACGCCCAGUUAACGAAUGUGUAAAAGGAAAUCGUGAUGUCAUAGAGUCGCGAUGUCACGACGGAAAGACACCGCUCAUAUAUGCCGUCUGUGAAGCGAAAGACGACGCUAGAACGCAGAUCGUGCGACUGUUAUUACGUCAAGGAUGUGACGUCAACGCAUCGGACUAUAACGGGCGUACGGCGCUCAUGUUUGCGGCCAUGGACGUCGAUAAAAUCGACAUAGUGCGGCUCCUUGGCCGCUGCAAGUAUUGCGACGCCAACGUUCGCGAUUCGGAGGGCGAAACGGCGAUAAUGCACGCGAUAAUGGGCAACAAUAUACCGGCGUUGAGGUUACUGGUGAACUCAACGUCCAUGAAAAGCCCGGCGGAUCUAGAAUUGCGCAACAGGAACGGUCUCACCGCACUUGAACUGAGCGUCAAACUGCAGAUGGCGGAAUGUUGCAGGAUCCUGGUGAGUGAGGGAGGCGCGAACGCGAAGCAGAUCAAGAACCAGAUCGGCCUGAUGCGACUCAUGGAGGAUGACCACCUCAUUUCGCGAACAAACACUCCGCAUUCUAGAAACGCAUCGCGCCUCCUGAUGAGACAAAAGCUUGGUUCCCCGAUUCCGGAGAAUAAACUUUUUGAAGGACCGUACAUGUCACGUGACAACACGCCUAGUUACCAGGAUGAGUUGAGAGAAGAAUUAACCCCCAGGCAAAGUCUGUUUAGGUCCAACAGCCUUCACCGUUCUCAUAGCAAUCUUUUUAAACGUCGACCGGAAGCCGGUACUCGUCCGUCAAGUUUAAACAGCACAGAUUUAUUCGGGAUUCUCAAUUCGGACAAAAACGAUCUAAAACGGGUUCUUACGCCAAUUUCCGGACGGAAUACGAAUGUUACUCCGGAGACAAGAGACGAACAAACCGAUCUUAACCGAACACGUUUACCCAGCAUCCCUAGUGGCCGGAAGCUUUAUCUUAUACAGCAGCGCAACAAGCUGGAACGUUAG